This is a messenger RNA of Cyphomyrmex costatus, 2726 nucleotides long. RefSeq names its product moesin (gene Moe). Gene Ontology annotation, molecular function: actin binding. Gene Ontology annotation, cellular component: cytoskeleton. Lineage: Eukaryota; Metazoa; Arthropoda; Insecta; Hymenoptera; Formicidae. Bases 32 to 1555 code for a protein of 507 amino acids. The record is from RefSeq and is a predicted model, not a curated record. The transcript is spliced from 8 exons.
UCCAUGUGGUCUUCAAAAAAUCUGCAAUGUGAUGAACCAAGAAGUCAAGAAAGAGACUCCACUGCAGUUCAAAUUCCGUGCAAAAUUCUAUCCUGAAGACGUCGCCGAGGAAUUGAUACAAGAUAUUACGCUGCGACUUUUUUACCUUCAGGUGAAAAACGCUAUUCUUACGGAUGAAAUAUAUUGUCCACCAGAAACUUCCGUUCUGUUGGCUUCGUAUGCCGUUCAAGCGAGACAUGGAGAUUAUCAGAAGGGAAAUCACCCUACUGGCUUUCUGGCAAAUGAUCGGCUGUUACCACAGCGUGUUGUGGAUCAACAUAAAAUGAGUAAGGAGGAAUGGGAUAACUCUAUUACAAACUGGUGGCAGGAACACCGUGGUAUGUUGCGAGAGGACGCCAUGAUGGAGUAUCUAAAAAUUGCUCAGGACUUAGAGAUGUAUGGUGUGAAUUACUUUGAAAUUCGCAACAAGAAAGGCACAGAUCUUUGGUUGGGUGUGGAUGCUUUAGGUUUGAACAUCUACGAGAAGGACGAUAAGCUCACGCCGAAAAUCGGCUUCCCCUGGUCCGAGAUACGGAAUAUCUCGUUCAACGAUAAGAAAUUCAUAAUCAAGCCAAUCGACAAGAAGGCACCGGACUUUGUAUUUUUCGCCAACAGAGUCAAGAUUAACAAGAGAAUUCUUGCGUUAUGCAUGGGUAAUCACGAGCUUUACAUGCGCAGACGUAAGCCAGACACGAUCGAUGUGCAACAGAUGAAGGCUCAAGCAAGAGACGAAAAGAUGGCGAAACAACAACAGAGAGAGAAAUUGCAAUUGGAGAUAGCUGCUCGAGAGCGUGCGGAGAAGAAACAGCAGGAAUACGAAGAGAGGCUAAGAAAUAUGGCAGAAGAAAUGGAUAGGCGGAAUGCUGAGUUGAAUGAAGCUCAGGAAAUGAUUCGGCGCUUGGAGGAGCAGCUGAAGCAAUUGCAGGCUGCUAAGGAAGAACUAGAGAAUCGUCAGAAGGAAUUGACAGCGAUGAUGGAGAAGUUGGAACUCUCGCACGAAAUGGAGGCUGCAGAACGCGCUAAACUCGAACAGGAAAUAAGAGCCAAGCAAGAGGAAGUGCAACGCAUACAAUCUGAGGUGGAAGCUAAAGACGCAGAAGCUAGGAGAUUACAGGCUGAGUUUGAAGCUGCCAAAUUGAGACAAGAAGAAGCUGACCGACAAUAUCAGGCCAAUCAGACUCCGCAUCAUCAUCACGUCGAGGAGAACGAAGAGGGCGAAGAGGAGGGUGAGGACGAAGUUCCUCAAGGAGACGUUACUAAGGAUCUUGCGACUGACGAGUCAAUAAUCGAUCCUGUUGGAGAGCGACGUACUUUAGCAGAGAGAAGCGAACGUCUUUAUGAUCAGUUGAAGGCAUUAAAGAAAGAUCUCGCUCAGUCGCGCGACGAGUCCAAGGAGACGGUGAUGGACAAGAUUCACAGGGAAAACGUGCGUCAGGGCCGCGACAAAUAUAAGACGCUUCGCGAAAUCCGCAAAGGCAACACCAAACGCCGCGUUGAUCAAUUCGAGAACAUGUAAAUUAAUGUGCGUGCAUCUAAUCACUUACUUUAUACAUGUCCUUUUCUACCUUCAAUUUCUCACCUGACUUUGCGAAAGCGAGGAAUGCAGUAAAACGAUAAUGAGGAAAGAAAAAAGAAAGUAAUUAAUAAGGUAGGGAGAGAAAUAGAGAGAGGUAUAGAUUCUACAAUAAAUGUAUAAAUAGAAUAAUUUGAACAAUAGCAGAUACACAUUUUCAAUCAAUUACACUUCAACUUUUCUCAAAAUUGCGCGAAUGACUGACAACCGUGACUAUCGUAUAUCGAGAAUUAUAACCAAUAUUUACACCUUACGUUAGCUUGAUGACAAUUAUUAUAUUAUAUACCCUCACGUAAAGUGAUAAUCAAAGAUGUUACAUUUUUGGUAAGGAACGCGACGACAGUGAGCGAUUCGCGCGCCGUCUUCCAUAUAUACUUCCACGUUAAUUAACACUGCAUGAUUGGCUCUACCGCGGAAUCGUCACAGAAGCGCGAGUAAAUGUUCUCGUUACUUCGCGUAAAAGUGCCUUGCUUGUAAAGCUAGUAAUUCUUGUAACUACCUUAAUAGCAAAAAUGAAUAUUAUUAUUACUCUAAUAAUUUAGCGUGAUAUUCUUGGUUCGAUAAAGGCACUUUGCGCCCAAGUGACAAGAAAAUUUCCGGUAGUGAAUUUCGUUACCGUUACUUAAACCUUUCUCGGCGCAUUGAUGGAUCAACAUCUCGACUAUCAAAGUGCCAGUAUCAUCUCGCCUCACAAUAAGUAUUACUGCCGGUCAUUUAUACCGAUACUUAACUGCUGGUUAUCUACCGGUGUCCCGCCCGUCGCGGUUUUUAUCGCGCCGUCGUGCGAUAUCAUCCGUCCUCGAUAAUAAGGAUUUAUUUUCGAGAAGCCAUCAACGUUUAUCAUCACUACUUGCAUCUCGGUUCAUGCAUCGUGAUGGUAAUUACAAUUGUUACUCGAUUACGAACAGUUAUCUUGUGCGCUUAGUUCGGGCCAUAUUUAGACAAAAGAAUGUACAUUACUUGAAGACAUUUAUUAGUUAACCAGCGAUUUGUAACUGAAUAUCAAGGGAUCGAGAUAAGGCAUAUGGCGCUUAUAUUGUAGCAAGAUAGUAGAAAUUUAGACAUCCACCUUAAAAUUCGUAUUGGGCAGCGACCGUUCCGAGCAAGGAGACAU